Sorghum bicolor (sorghum) is the source of this 1294-nucleotide messenger RNA. RefSeq lists its product as uncharacterized. The record is from RefSeq and is a predicted model, not a curated record. The transcript has 7 exons. Bases 135 to 830 code for a protein of 231 amino acids. Lineage: Eukaryota; Viridiplantae; Streptophyta; Magnoliopsida; Poales; Poaceae.
CACGUGCCCAUGUCCUCCCUCCACCUACACCUCUCGCUGGGCUGGGCCCCACAGCGCCGACGCAGCACUCCCCGCAUACUCCACUCUGCUGCUCUUCUUCCUUCCUUCUAGACUGUACUAGAGUAUAAAAAGGGAUGAACCGAAAUUCUCCGGCUUCCAGGGAGCGCAGUCCUCCGCCGCAUCCCACCUCGUUCGUUCUUGAUUCGAUUCCAUUCCAUUCGCCCACCAGGCAGGCGAUGGCGAACGGCGGCGCCGAGGCGUCGGGCUCCGGGCCUGCCGCCGGGCCGCUGCGGCCCCAGACCCAGAGGCGCGCCGGCGGGGACCCGCUCCUCGUCGUCUGCCGCUGCUUCGGCGUCGUCACGGCCGCCGUCGCGCUGCUCUGCGUCGCCGCCAACGUCCUCUCCGCGGUCUACUCCUUCCGCGGCGGCGCCGACAUCAUCGGCGGCGUGUUCCGGUGCUACGCGGUGGUGUUCUCCGUCUUCGUCGCCGUGCUCGAGACCGAGUGGGCACCCAUCAUCAGGCUCUGGAAGAUAUUUGAGUACUUGCCGGCAAGGGGAAUGCUACAGAUCUUUGUUGCUAUCAUGACCAAGGCGUACCCAAAUGUUGAGAGGAACGAACUGAUUUUGCUCCAGGAGAUUGCUACCUACAUGCUUCUUGCGUGUGGAGCUGUCUACAUAAUCGCAGGUAUACUGUGCCUUGGUGUGUUAAAACGUUCUAGGCAGCAUAAAGCAACAUCACAGGAGCAAGCUGUCAAGGAUCUGGAGGAGCUAGAGAAGAGGAGAGAAGAGCUUGAGUCUCUGUUAAUUGCUGAGCGGCCAGAGACGGCCUGAUGUCAACCACAAUGACCUACCAUCACUCUUCUGGCGUAAAUAAGUGUUUUUUCUGUUGAAUGUUGACAUGUUGAUAGCAUACUGCUUUGUCACGGCCAUCGGUUUCAUCUGUGGGUCACUUUGUUGACGUGUAUCGCCUUCUCUACUUCCUCUACCUUGCGGCUUUCCUCUGGGCCUCCGUCUGAAUUAUGGAUUUCAGUUUCAGAACGUUUGUGCCAUCGCAUUGUCUUGGAACAUGUUGUUUCAGUUGUGUAAUGUAGUUGUAUACUCCCAUGAUGAUCUCCUGUUGUAUGUGUUGCUGCAUAAUGCGCCUGAAUUUUCUGUGUAACUAGGGUCUCGUUCGAGAAAGAUGAGUUAAAGCAACUUCUCAUUCGACAGAUGAAUAGUAGGGACUCGAUAGGAUUAUGAUUUUCUGCAUUGUGCACCUAUAGUUUUUUUAUAACAUAGUCACUGUGUGCAAUCAA